Neltuma alba is the source of this 4850-nucleotide messenger RNA. RefSeq names its product DExH-box ATP-dependent RNA helicase DExH7, chloroplastic. The record is from RefSeq and is a predicted model, not a curated record. Gene Ontology annotation, cellular component: intracellular anatomical structure. Gene Ontology annotation, molecular function: ATP binding; helicase activity; RNA binding. NCBI's taxonomy places the organism in Eukaryota, Viridiplantae, Streptophyta, Magnoliopsida, Fabales, Fabaceae. The coding region runs from base 14 to 4399 and encodes 1461 amino acids. The transcript is spliced from 36 exons.
CACCGCAGACAAAAUGCCGCCGAAGAAGAACAAGCAGAAGCAGAAAGCCAACUCAGCUUCGUCGUCGAAAGCAAAGUCACAGUCCUCCUCAUCCGGCCCGAGGCUGCAGAUUUCGGCCGAGAACGAGAAUCGCCUCCGCCGUCUCUUGCUCAACUCAGGCCGGUCCGCGCCAUCUCUUCCUGCGACGGACGAUGCUCUUACCAAGGCUCAAAAGGCGAAGAAGCUUAAAGCUCUUUACGAAAAGCUCUCCUGUGAAGGUUUCAGUAAUGAUCAGAUUGAGCUUGCUCUUUCCACUCUUAAGGAGGGUGCUACAUUCGAGUCCGCGCUUGAUUGGCUAUGCUUGAAUUUGCCCGGGAAUGAGCUUCCAUUGAAGUUUUCUUCUGGAACCUCGCUGCAUUCUAAUGAAGGAGGUUCUGUUGGCGUUAUAUUAAAUCAACGGGAUGAUGGGAUUCCUUCGGUGGAUGAAUCUAUUACAACUAAGGAAGAAAGUCCAGAAUUUUCUGUCAUAGUCAAGAAACAGUGGGAUGAUGAUACUUUAGAUUCUCGCCAGCCAUCUCAAGCGGAUUGGAUCAGGCAAUAUGUAGAGCAACAGGAAGAGGACGAACAUAACACUUGGGAAGAUGACAUUCUUGAGGAGAGAACUGCCAAGAAGGAGGCCUGUGAGCCUCGAUCUUAUGAUGUUAUUGCCAAAGAGUACCUUUCUGCAAGGUUGGAAGCCACAAAAGCCAAGGAAAAUAGGGAUAAGAAAAGUCAGGAGCUGGCAGGCAAUAUUAUCCGGAAACUGAAACAAGAAUUGGCUGCUUUAGGGUUAUCAGAUGAAGCUUUAGCUGCACAGCAUGAGCUGGAAAUAGCUUUUAGAUCCACAUCUGAGGAAAGAUCUUCAGGUCCUGGGCCUGCUGAUUGCACUAAAGAAGAAACUCCAUGUGAACCAGAAGGUUAUCCAACUGUUAUUUUGUCAUCUGAUGAGAUAAUAGCUGACAAAAGUGAUGCAAAGCAACAUAAUGUGAAGGAAAAUCCUUCUAAUUCUGAUAUUUCGGGUGCACAAGUUGUUAGAAAGGAUUCUGCUGAAGAAGAAGCAGAUGAUGUUGAACUAGGUGGUUUCUUUUUGGAGGAUGCCCCAUCUAAUGAAAUGUUGCCUUCUGAUAUUUUGGAAAUACAGAAAAAAGAAAAAAUUAAAAAAUUAUGCGAGAAGAAGAAUUUGGAGAAGUUAGAUGGCAUUUGGAAAAUGGGGGACCCUCCCAAAAUUCCCAAAGCUGUUCUUCAUCAACUAUGUCAGAAAUCAGGGUGGGAAGCUCCAAAAUUCAAUAAAGUUCCUGGCAGAGGAAAGAAUUUCUCCUAUGCUAUUAGCAUAUUGCGCAAAGCGAGUGGGAGGGGGAAGAACCGAAAAGCUGGGGGGCUGGUCACACUUCAGCUUCCCGAUGGAGAUGAAACUUCUGAAUCUGCCGAGGACGCACAGAAUAAAGUGGCAGCAUAUGCGUUGUUCCAGCUGUUUCCUGAUAUCCCUGUUCACCUCCCAAUUACAGAGCCGUAUGCUUCACUUGUCAUGCAGUGGUUGAAAGGAGACUCAUCAUCAAGGAUUGAAGAAAGGGAGGAAGAUCGUCGGUCUGGUUUCGUUGAUUCACUUUUGAAUGUGGAUGGUUAUAGUGAGACUGCAUCUGUUGAUGAUAUAUAUCAUAAGGGUCCAGAAAAUUUUGAUAUACUUGUCAAAAAUAAAAACACAAUUCCUGCCAGUGUUGAAGCAAAAGCUCAGAGAAAAACCUAUGGUGUGGACAAGCAGAGUUCUGAUUUGAGGCGGGCACAAUAUGAUAAAAUGAGAACCCAGAGAUACCAGGACAUGUUGAAAAGUAGAGGUGCACUUCCUAUUGCUGCGCUAAAGGGUGACAUAAUACAAUUGCUGAAGGAAAAUGAUGUCCUUGUUGUUUGUGGAGAAACGGGCUCUGGAAAGACAACUCAGGUUCCACAAUUUUUAUUGGAUGACAUGAUUGAAUCGGGAUGUGGUGGAUACUGUAAUAUUGUCUGCACACAGCCAAGAAGAAUUGCGGCUAUUUCUGUUGCUGAAAGGGUUUCGGCUGAGAGGUGUGAACCAUCACCAGGUUCACAUGGUUCCUUGGUUGGUUAUCAAGUCCGUCUGGACAGUGCCAGGAAUGAAAAAACAAAGCUUCUGUUUUGUACAACGGGCAUCCUUCUGAGAAGAUUGAUGGGGGAUAACAGCUUGACUGGCAUCACUCAUGUCAUAGUUGACGAAGUGCAUGAGAGGUCUCUGUUGGGUGAUUUUCUUCUUAUUGUUUUAAAAAAUCUGAUUGAGAAGCAGUCCACUGACAGCUCCACAAGACUGAAGGUCAUUCUAAUGUCUGCAACAGUUGAUUCAAGUUUAUUUUCAAAAUACUUCGGUAAUUGCCCCGUAGUCACUGCAGAAGGCAGAACUCAUCCUGUGACAACUUCCUUUCUUGAAGAUAUAUAUGAUCAGAUCAAUUAUCGGCUUGCUUCUGAUUCUCCAGCUUCUUUAGCAUAUGAAGCCUAUCCCAAAGAGAAGUUCCAGAGAGGUCCUGUGACAAAUAGCAGGGGGAAGAAGAAUUUAGUCUUAUCUGCAUGGGGUGAUGAUUCUCUGCUUUCUGAACAACAAAUUAAUCCGUGUUUUAUUUCAUCUAAUUAUGAAUCAUACAGUGAACAAACCCAACAGAAUUUGAAAAGAUUGAACGAAGAUGUCAUUGAUUAUGACCUUCUUGAAGAUCUGAUAUGCUACAUUGAUGAAACUUGUGAUGAGGGUGCCAUACUUGUAUUUUUGCCUGGAGUGUCUGAAAUAAACCUGUUACACGACAAGUUGGCAGCUUCAUACCGGUUUGGGGGGCAGUCCUCUGAUUGGGUUAUUCCUCUACAUUCGCUGGUUUCACCAACUGAACAGAAAAGGGUAUUUUUACGACCUCCAGGAAAUAUACGCAAAGUUGUUAUAGCCACAAAUAUUGCAGAGACUAGCAUAACGAUAGAUGACGUGAUAUAUGUAAUAGAUUGCGGAAAGCAUAAGGAGAAUCGGUACAAUCCGCAGAAGAAAUUGUCAAGCAUGGUUGAAGAUUGGAUAUCUCAAGCAAAUGCAAGGCAACGCCGGGGUAGAGCUGGACGUGUAAGACCUGGAAUUUGCUUUUGUCUGUACACUCGUCACAGAUUCGAAAGGCUUAUGCGUUCUUAUCAGGUACCGGAGAUGCUUCGGAUGCCAUUAGUGGAAUUGUGUUUACAGGUCAAAUUAUUGUCUCUUGGCUAUAUCAAGCCAUGUUUGUCAAAGGCUUUAGAACCUCCUAAGGUUGAAGCAGUAAAUUCAGCUAUAUCUCUGUUGUAUGAGGUUGGCGCUCUUGAAGGAGAUGAAGAGUUGACGCCUCUUGGGCAUCACUUGGCAAAACUUCCCGUUGAUGUAUUAAUUGGAAAGAUGAUGCUGUAUGGUGCAAUAUUUGGUUGCUUGUCACCAAUUCUUUCAAUUUCAGCAUUUUUAAGCUACAAAUCUCCAUUCAUAUAUCCAAAGGAUGAGAAGCAAAAUGUUGAAAGAGCGAAGUUAAUGUUGUUGAAUGAGAAACUAGAUGGGCCAGGUGACUCAAAUGAUGUUGACCGGCAAUCUGAUCACUUACUAAUGAUGACAGCGUAUAAAAGAUGGGAGAGGAUUUUUACUGAGAAAGGAGUUAAGGCCGCCCAACAAUUCUGCAAUUCAUAUUUUUUGAGCAGCUCUGUGAUGUAUACGAUAAGGGAGAUGAGGAUACAGUUUGGAACUUUGCUGGCAGACAUUGGGCUCAUCAAUCUUCCUAAAAAUUAUAAGAUGGAUGGAAAGAAGAAAGGGAAUCUUGACAACUACCUUUCUGAUGCGUCACAACCAUUUAAUAUAUACGCAAAUCAUUCAUCAGUUGUGAAGGCAAUUCUAUGUGCUGGCUUAUACCCCAAUGUAGCAGCUAGUGAACAAGGCAUUGUUGCAUCUGUUCUGAGCAGCCUUAGGCAGUCUUCUAGCUCAGCAAGCAUCAAUCGCGCAGUCUGGUAUGAUGGAAGAAGAGAAGUUCACAUCCACCCUUCUUCUAUCAACAGCAGCUCAAAAGCAUUCCAGUACCCUUUCCUUGUCUUCCUUGAAAAGGUUGAAACGAACAGAGUAUUUCUGCGAGACACUUCAAUCAUUUCUCCUUACUCUAUUUUGCUCUUUGGGGGCUCAAUUAAUGUUCAGCAUCAGACUGGACUGGUCAUCAUCGAUGGAUGGUUGAGAUUAACUGCUCCUGCCCAAAUAGCUGUCUUGUUUAAGGAGCUACGUUUGACUCUACAUUCCAUUCUGAAAGAGCUCAUUAGAAAACCAGAGAUUGAGAUUGUUCUGAAUAAUGAGAUCAUCAAGUCUAUCAUCAAUCUUCUGUUAGAAGAAGGUGGCGUCCCUAAAUAAUUUUGCAUCACCUGGAGACAUUCUUUCUUCUCCCUGGGAAGUCUGUCCGUCUUCACUUGAGAGGUUAGGUACAUCCUGUAGUUGAAACAGAUCCUCUGAAAUGGCUUAACUAGAGAGAGGAGGCAGGGAGAUGGAUACUCUUAAUGGGGGAAUCCACAAGCCAAAGGGUGAUCAUGCUCUUGGCCCGGAGAUCAGGUGGCUCUGCUGUGUGGGGGGAAUAUUAUCUUCGCCUCUGAUUUACAAUAGCAGUGAUAUAUUUAUGUAAAUUAUAGAAGCUGUUCUUACAUCUAAGUGUAUGGCCAUUGUACUGUUUCUCUUAUUCUUACCGGGAGGGAGAGAAGAAAGCAGCCUGUUUUUUAGUCGCUGCAAAGCUGAAGAUGCGAUGUAUAAAUUAUAAAACAAAUUUAUCUAAUAUAUUAAAAUGGCAAUCGCCCUUUAGCCCUUUUUUUUU